Malania oleifera is the source of this 697-nucleotide messenger RNA. RefSeq lists its product as uncharacterized. The record is from RefSeq and is a predicted model, not a curated record. Bases 166 to 564 code for a protein of 132 amino acids. The transcript is spliced from 2 exons. NCBI's taxonomy places the organism in Eukaryota, Viridiplantae, Streptophyta, Magnoliopsida, Santalales, Ximeniaceae.
GACCAUGGACUUGCUUAUUAUUCUCUGUUUCUUUGCAUCACAAGGACACUUCUUAGGAAAAGGAAAAACAAGAAAGAGUUAAUUAUAGUUUGAAUCCAAACAAGGAACAAGCAAGAGGAAGAUAGAGAGAGAAAGCAAGAGGAAGGUAGAGUGAGAAGAGGAUCAAUGGCAGCCCAACUGGUAAACCCAGCAGCAGCCACCAUUGCUGCACCUCCAUUCUCAACAACAAGACUGAAGGAGAAGAUGAAGAAGAAGGACAACAACUCUGUUCCUUAUUUGGGCUUCCAGAGGGCCUGGGCUUUUCAUCAUCAAGGCCCACUUGAUGGCCUUCAUCGCAGGUCUAUUACCCUACUGAGCUUGGGAAGUGCAGUGGCGGAGUUGAUGAUGAGCGAGAAGGGCGCAUCGGCGGCUGCCAGACGCCCUCCGCCGCCACCGCCGGCGGAGAAAAAGGAGCCAAAUGCUGGGGGUGUUCAGGCAAAAGUAAUAGCUAGCAAAAAGAGGAAGGAAGCCAUGAAAGAAGCUGUGGCCAGGGAAAGAGAGAGAGGGAAGCCAGUUGGCCCCUAAUUAAUUAAUUGAUUUACUAGCCUUACAUAUUUAUAUGUAUAAUUUUGUUUUUUUAAUAAAUGAGCAAACUCUUUUAUUCAUUUUAAUUAUAUGUGCAACUAUUUUAAUACAAUUUGUUUCUUCCUUUGGUCCA